UAAGCUCCAAGAGACAAGUCGUUGUGGGCUUCACUGACCUUUGCAGCUGACAUCUCUCUCCAGUCUCCCCUCUUCCAUUUCACUCUCUUCCGAUUCUCUGAAUCAUAAACUUCAGACUCUUUAUCACGCAGAGCUGAGAAUUGAAGGCACAAAUCCAAACCUUUCUUCACUAUAAAAGGAACUUCAUAUUUUUAUGAGUAGCAAUGGUUUUCUUGUGCUGGGCUAAGCCAUCACUUCAAGAACAGAAGGAUUGUCUAAACAAGUCAGAUGGAUUUAAUUAUGACUCGAAGUACAGGGGAGCUACUUCCAAACAUGCGUCUUCUCUCAAUGAGCUUUCAAAAGAUGGUUUCUUGAUUAACCAUGCUCGUGUUUUAGUUGGUUCUGGUGUUGAGACUUAUGAAAAGGGCAAGCUGGCUCUUGAAAAUUGGAGGCAUUUUGGGUUUGACUGGGGAUUUGUUGAUUCGAAGACUCCGAUUCGAAGUGGAGUGAAGUUUUGUGUAUGCGUAAAGGAGUUUUUGCCUUGGGUUAUGAUGCCUCUUCAGAUUGUUUAUGUAAAUGAAAGCAGGAGUUCCAAGAAGGAUAUGGCUUCGUUUUGCUUCGGUGGCGGUACCCUUCAAGGUCACUUGCUGGCCAUUACUAACAUUUUACUGGGGAACAGGCUGGGGAAGAGCGUUUUUCAAUUGAAAUGGAUGAGAAGAACCAAGUGUGGUACGAGGUCCUUUCCUUCUCAAAGCCUGCCCACUUUCUGUCAUUUAUCGGGUACCCCUAUGUUCAACUUAGGCAAAAGUUUUUUGCUCAUCAGUCUAGCAAUGCUGUUGUAAAACAUGUGUCUGGUUCAUAAUCCUAUUCAUUUUUAAACUUUCUGUCAUUUAUCGGGUACCCAUAUGUUCAACUUAGGCAAAAGUUUUUUGCUCAUCAGUCUAGCAAUGCUGUUGUAAAACAUGUGUCUGGUUCAUGAUCCUAUUCAUUUUUAAACUUGAAUUCCAGCACUGAGUAAUUGUCUUCA
Messenger RNA from Populus trichocarpa (black cottonwood), 1006 nucleotides. Its product is annotated as UPF0548 protein At2g17695. The record is from RefSeq and is a predicted model, not a curated record. Bases 204 to 821 code for a protein of 205 amino acids. The transcript is spliced from 5 exons. NCBI's taxonomy places the organism in Eukaryota, Viridiplantae, Streptophyta, Magnoliopsida, Malpighiales, Salicaceae.